ACGAAUAUUGUGUGGGUUCGUCAGCUCUGGGACGCAAAAGCAUUUCUCCAGAGGAUUUAUUUUCAGCCUCGGGAUCUGAUCUCUCUCUUGCUCCCGGAGGCUGAGUGUGAACAUGAGUCUCCCGAGGGGCCAGUCUGGUUCGGUGAGUGCGAAGGUGCUGAUCUCAGGGACCUUCUUGGUCACCCUUUUAAACUGCGCAGGACUGAUUUACCUCUUCUUGCAAUCCAGCAACCUAAGGUCCCAGGUGGAAGCUUUGGAGAACCGCUUGGACGAACUGUCCGGGACAUGGCCCCUGGAGUUUAUCCCGAGUCUGACCCAGGACGCCAGUUACCUGGCUGAGCAGAAAAACCGCAAUAGACGAAGCCAACAAGACCCCGGAGUCCAGGAAGAGCUUGAAGACUCCAUCGUGAUGAUGACUUACUCGAUGAUCCCGGUUCGAAUAUUAAUGGACUUAUGCAACAGCACGAAAGGGAUAUGCUUAACAGGACCACCAGGACCAGUUGGACCUCCAGGCCCUCCUGGUCUGGAUGGGUUACCUGGACUAAAUGGUUCAGAUGGACCCAUUGGACUUCCUGGACCACCUGGAAAGGAAGGCAAGCGAGCUCGAAAAGCUCCCCCAGGACUGAAAGGAGAACCAGGAGAGCCAGGGCCAAAGGGUGACAGAGGAGAACCAGGCCCACCCGGAUCAGACGGAUUACCAGGUCCAAAAGGUGCACCAGGACCAAAAGGUGAUAAAGGAGAACCUCACAAUGAGAUCAUUUUAGAAGGUCAGAGAGGUCCUUUAGGUCCACCGGGCCCAGCCGGACCACCGGGACCACCAGGUCCCCCUGGUCCACCAGGUUCCAGAGGAAAGUCCAGGAAACAACAGAACUUGGUCAGCUAUGGUGAAGCCCACGCUGAACCAAAUGACGACAGUUUAAUCAGAAGGACAUCUGCACAAAAAAUACAGAGCUCAUUUUCAAAGAAAGCCGGACGUACCAUAAAAUCAGUGGACGACCCUUACAAUGUAACAAAGAUAGAAAACACAUUUGGAGCAUGGAUGAAAGACCCUGCACUGAAGCAUAAUGAACAGAUUUGGAUUGUUGAACACUUUUCAGGACUGACAGUUAAAGAAUAUGAAAAUUUAGAAGCACUUAAGAAUGGAACUGACUUCAAAACUAUAACAUUACCAUACUUCUUUCAUGGCUGUGGUCAUGCAGUGUACAAUGGUUCAAUUUAUUAUCACAAAGGAGGAUCUGAUAAUAUUAUAAAAUUUCCACUUGAUGGGAAACGGCUUCAACGAUUGAAAAUGGAAAAUGCUUUGCACAACAAUCGCAAUUAUCUCUUUCAAAAUGCAAAGACAUAUUUUGAUUUAACUGCAGAUAAAAGUGGACUUUGGAUAAUCUAUGCUUCUAAUAAUGAUGAAAACAUAAUUGUUGGCCAAAUUGAAAUCAGUGAAAAAUCAUUUGAGAUUGUUCAGAAUAUUAACACCACUUACCCCAAAUCAAAGGCUGGGAAUGCAUUCAUUGCACGUGGGAUCCUCUACCUCACCGAUACCAAGGACUCCAAAAUAGCUUUUGCAUUUGAUUUGUUGAAAGAGAAGCAACUUGACGUAAGUUUUGAUUUAAGAUCAUCAAAUGAAAUGCUUACAAUGAUAUCCUAUAAUCCACAUGAUCAUCAUUUGCAUACAUGGGAAAAUGGCUUUUUAAAGAAAUAUGGUCUACAAUUUUUACCAGCUGAAUAAAUGCAAAAGAUAGCAAUUCAUGCAUGUGUAACUGGUACAGCUACUAAUUCUUGAGAUGUUCACAAGACAAUUUUCUCUAAUGCCAUAUUGAUAAAACUCUAAUAAUUUCGAUACUUGCACAAAAUCUAAUACAGUAUUUUAAAUAUAUCUGCAACUUCUAUGUUGAACUGUUAAAUGCUUUCUUUCCAUUAGGAAUUAGAGAUUUAUUUGUUAUAUAUGAACCAGUUUGAUACUGUCAGAAUGCAUGGAGGUUACAUUUAUACUGUAGUUUUAGUGCCACAUUCAUGCAAGGUAGUUGCCACUUUGCAGUGGCACUAAUAUUGCAGACUGUUGCCCGACCUUGUAAUACAUCCCAUGGAGAAUACCAUCACUUUUGCCAAAUUUGUUAUUUUAAAAUGCUCUUGGGAUCCUUCAACCACCUACAUUUUCCAAAUUCUUCAGACCACACAGAAAUUUAAUGAACGCAGACAUUCUUGGACUAGUAGCUACAGUAUAAACAAUCCAAAUAAUCUAAAUCCAAAAAAACUCCUUGUACACAAACUUGAGUAAAUGAUUGCUGUGUAAUUAUUUGUGAAUGUUCUGCAAGUGUAUUUGUAAAAGAUACACACAUCUAUGGCAAAUAUAUGCACAGUACAACUUUACAGCAUUUAAAUUUGAGACUUGCAAUAAUUUAGAUAUUGUACAAUAACACAAAAAUUGCCAUCAGUUUUUAAUAUUGAACAUUCAAGCAGAGAGUUGUGAAAUUCAGCAAUAAAUUCACAAUUGUUAAUUGUGCUUUUUAUACCCUUUUAAAAUGUUUCAUAAUGCAACAUUGUGGUAAAUGCAGUUUUUAUUAGUGGUUAAUAAAAUAAUAAACAAAUCAAAUUUCAGAUAAUAGUCAACAUACCAGCUGUAUGAUGCUGUUUGGUACGUAAUGAAGCACUUUAAUUCUAUAUUUUUCUUGGACCCAUCUUUGAAAUGGUAAUUAUGUUGAUUUACAUGUAGACAUCAGAUCAUUCUUAAUCAUGAUAAUUAUUUACAACAGAUUACAAUUGUUGCUUUAGGUUUUUCGUAACAUGGGGAAUUCCAAAACUAGAAUUACAGCACUGUAGCUGUGCAGGAUUACUAUUUCACACAAGACUUCCACUGUGUGCAGAGCAAUUGGGCCAUCUGGAUGAAGAGCAUCCAUGUCUAUCACUCCUCAAAUCAAAGAAAGAUCUUUGGACUGGGUUUUUAGUUGUAUUUUAAUGAAUCAUAACAGGGUCCAGAACUACAAGUGUUAUUUCAACAGAUUGCUCAUGAAAUUGAUCUUAGUUUUGGUCAAGAGCACAGAGGGCACUGAGAAGCCAUGCUGCGACAUACAGCAAGUGUUUUGGCAAUUAUGUCGCUCUUGGUAGUUAUGAUGAAACAGGAGAGCAGCUAAUGGCUGAUUGCUCUUCAACUUCAUAUCUGAAAGCUGUGAAUAGGAAGGAGUUUAUCCCAGGGAUCUCACAGCUUUGGAGACUUUUGUUUUGUGGUUCCAGUAUUCACAGCACUAAUAAG
Messenger RNA from Pristis pectinata (smalltooth sawfish), 3244 nucleotides. RefSeq names its product gliomedin (gene gldn). The record is from RefSeq and is a predicted model, not a curated record. The transcript has 10 exons. Gene Ontology annotation, biological process: signal transduction. Lineage: Eukaryota; Metazoa; Chordata; Chondrichthyes; Rhinopristiformes; Pristidae. Bases 113 to 1723 code for a protein of 536 amino acids. Gene Ontology annotation, cellular component: cell surface.